This is a messenger RNA of Panonychus citri (citrus red mite), 1095 nucleotides long. RefSeq lists its product as uncharacterized. NCBI's taxonomy places the organism in Eukaryota, Metazoa, Arthropoda, Arachnida, Trombidiformes, Tetranychidae. The transcript has 3 exons. The record is from RefSeq and is a predicted model, not a curated record. Bases 160 to 831 code for a protein of 223 amino acids.
AAUUGUUACAUCCUUUAUGAAAAAUUAGUGAGUAAUGAUUAAUUGUUAACAGGUUGUCUACACAUAAAAGUAUUAAUAUAAAAGUUUCUGAAUUAGAAUCGUUAAUUCAGUCAAGUCUUUCUCCAAACUAAUUAACUAGUGUUUUUAUCAAACCUCAAAAUGAAAUUCACACUUACCUUCAUUACUCUCAUCAGUGUUUCAACAAUCAAUGUUAAGGCCACCAAAGAACCAAAUCAAUUCGAGCAUGAUAUCAUUGACUAUUCUGUAAACCGAAUUAAGAGUAUCGAAGAAAAUAUCCCCGAUUGGGAUGCAUCAGCCUCACUCGAGAAAAAUGCUCUAACCAUCGUUAACAAAGCUCUACAAUCUGGUACUAUUCCAUUCUGGAAUCCUGGUGCUGCUCUUAAGGUUAACCUUGUGUAUGCUCUUGAAGCUUUCCUUCGUUCACUUGAUAUCCAAGAUUUCGAUGAGACCAAAACCUUCGAAGAAAACAUAGACUUUGCUAUCGUUGAUUUCUUGAGAUCUCUUCCCAUGAUACCAUCAUGGUUCCCAAUUGAUUUCAUACAGAAGAAAAUGGUUAAUAAUGUUCUAGCUGCUUUCGAGAAUAUCCCUUUCCCUGGAUUCGAUGUUAACAAGUCAGUUGACGACGAUGUUGUCGCCUGGGUUGAAGCUUCAAUCGCUGAAAUAGACCCAUCAGCUGAAUUGGAAGAUGCUGUUCCCACUGCUGUCAAAAAUGCUCUUCAUCUACUCCUAUUAGUACCAGGAUUCAGCCCAUCAAAGACUCUUCAAGAAAAUGUCUCAAGAGUUAUCGAGGAUCUUUUACUUCUUGAAUGAUUUUAAUUAUCAAAAUGAUGACAAAGCUCGACAAUUUUUCUUUUUGAACAAAGAUUCCCUAAUCUAUUGAUUUUAUUAAUAAUAUUGAAUGAAAUAAACUAUUAUAAGCUGAAUACCAAUCCACAAGUGUAACUAAGUUACCAAAUCGUCUUAAAAUUUUUCCCUGGGACAAACUGAAAAUAUCAAUUAACAUGAUUAAUAAGAGGAAUAAGACACUAAAAAGUCACAAGAUUCAUCAAAAAAGUGCAAAUAAACGAUUUUUUU